Messenger RNA from Hevea brasiliensis (rubber tree), 2545 nucleotides. Its product is annotated as serine/threonine/tyrosine-protein kinase HT1. Gene Ontology annotation, molecular function: ATP binding; protein kinase activity. The transcript has 4 exons. The record is from RefSeq and is a predicted model, not a curated record. Gene Ontology annotation, biological process: protein phosphorylation. NCBI's taxonomy places the organism in Eukaryota, Viridiplantae, Streptophyta, Magnoliopsida, Malpighiales, Euphorbiaceae. Bases 764 to 2254 code for a protein of 496 amino acids.
UUUUCCGAGGUGGACCCAUCACCAACCUUGAGUCCUCACCCAAAAUAUCGGGUCCACGAGAAUCUACGGUGUCUCCGUAUACGAUACGUAUGUAUGUUGUUGAUGCUAUACUCUCUGAAUUGCCAUAUCAAAAUUGCAUCCACAAGAAUUUUCUAUCUUCCACAAAGGAAAAUUGAUCUUCUCUCUCUCAUGCAUUUAUAAAGCAUGGAUUUUUCAAAGGAGAAUAACGUCACUACCGCCUGAUAGCUAUGUACCCUUCUAAUGGCUUCUACGGAAGGUGCCAUUUGACUUUGAAGCCAAAAAAAGCGAGUCAGUUCAUCCGAACAAGGAUUUGGUUUGGUGGUGGUGGUGGUGGUGGUGAUGAUCAAUGUUUUGAUGGUCUCGGAGGAUUUUUUUGUUGAUGGGUUAUGAUAGGAUUCAUGGGAUUUUGAUUAUAAUGGAAACGAGAUUGAAGUCUGUUAUGGUCUCUUUCUUGGUUUCUCUCCAUGGGUUUGAAUAUUCGGUUUCUUGAUUCUGGUGAACGCAAAGUUUGAAUCUUUAGAGCUAAAUUGUUAAUGGGAUGCGAGAGAUUUACUUCCUUUAGUUCUGGAAGGUGCUUGCUUGAAUUCGAGCCUUCUUCUUCGAUUCAGCUGAUGAAGAACACGAAGAUAAUAAGGUUCGGCUGAGGAGUUCUUUUUUUUUUUUUUUGUCUUUUUGGUAUAGCAAUUUGUUCUAGGUUUUCAAGUAUUGAAUUACUGAGAUAAAGAAGCGAAAGGGGAAAUAAAUGGAAGAAGAAAAUAGUUCCUGGAUAAGGCGGACAAAGUUUUCUCACACAGUUUGCCAUCGUUUUGAUUCUUCAAGACUGGCCUCUUUCCCUAUAGCCAUUCAGGCUGAGAGGAAUUUCGAGUUGAAGUCAACGCCUGGACUGUCAUCUUAUAAGAAAUCUGAUUCCUUUUCCAAUCAUAAAUCAUCAGUUCCUAAUAAUUCUCAGAUUCAGAGAAAUCCACUCACCAACAGGCAGAGAUCUUUGUCUCCUCUCCCUGAAACAGUCCUUUCUGAUGCUUUUGAGGAAGCAAGGUCUGAUAGAAAGAGAUUCUCAACUCCACAUCCUCGCAGGAAAGAUCAUGACAAGGGAAUCAAGGGAAAGUUUUUCCGUAAGGAAUCUCCAGAAACCAAGCCAUCCAGUCCCGCAUCAAAUACAAGCCCACUUCGGCAGUUGUCUUCAAUGAAGGGUCAUGAAAAAUCAAAGUUCAAGAAAGAAUCUUCUUGGACGAAGUUUUUUGACCAUGCUGGAGGAAGGGUUAAUGCUGUGGAAGCAGCUGAUGAAUUUAGCGUGGAUAUGUCCAAGCUUUUUCUUGGGCUUAGAUUUGCUUACGGGGCACAUAGCAGGCUUUACCAUGGUGUAUACAAAGAUGAACCUGUUGCAGUUAAAAUUAUCAGGGCACCAGAUGAUGAUGAAAAUGGAACUUUAGCUGCUAGAUUAAAAAAUCAAUAUGACAGAGAAGUCACCCUUUUAUCUCGGCUUCACCAUCCGAAUGUCAUAAAGUUUGUGGCAGCAUGCAAAAAGCAACCGGUUUAUUGUGUUAUAACGGAAUAUUUAUCUGAAGGUUCCUUGAGGGCAUACUUGCACAAGCUCAAGCAUAAGUCUCUCCCCUUACAGAGGCUAAUUGCAAAUGCUCUGGACAUUGCUCGUGGAAUGGAAUACAUCCACUCUCAAGGUGUCAUUCAUCGAGAUCUUAAACCGGAGAAUGUUCUUAUUGAUCAAGAGUUUCAUCUGAAGAUUGCCGAUUUUGGCAUAGCUUGUGAAGAGGCAUAUUGUGAUUCAUUGGCUGAUGACCCAGGGACUUACAGAUGGAUGGCGCCUGAGAUGAUAAAAAAGAAAUUCUAUGGCAGAAGGGUUGAUGUGUACAGUUUUGGGCUCAUUUUAUGGGAAAUGGUGGCUGGAACAAUUCCCUACGAGGAUAUGAACCCCAUACAGGCUGCUUUUGCGGUAGUGAAUAAGAAUUUGAGACCUGUUAUCCCUCGGGACUGCCAUCCUGCAAUGAGAGCUUUAAUUGAGCAAUGCUGGUCUUUGCAUCCUGAGAAGAGGCCCGAGUUUUGGCAAAUUGUGAAGGUAUUAGAGCAAUUUGAGUCUUCGCUUGCCUGUGAUGGAACCCUGAAUUUGGUAAAAAACCCAACUUGUCAAGAUCAUAAGAAAGGUCUUCUUCAUUGGAUUCAAAAGCUUGGUCCCGUGCAUCCUAGUAGCUCCCCCAUGCCUAAACCUAAGUUCACAUGAAUCUCUCGUAUGACCUGGCUUUUGUAAUGCUCUGGGUCACUUGUAAUUAAAAAGGUUUGUUUUUGAAGCCUCUUUAUUUGUACUUCUCUUCUAUGUCACAUUCAUGUUAGAGUGAAUUAAUAGAUUGGUAGGAUCCAUUGAGGUGAGGUGUCUUUGCUUCACAAAUAUACAUACAGCAAAUUAUCACAUUUUAGGGUGUUCUGAACAUUGUAAGCAUUGGAGAAGAAAAAUAGUGUUUUUUCAGAGGGCUAUAAAGUUCAAUAGCAUCUCCAUUUUGUCUUUUUUCUUUAA